GUACGGCACCAAGUUUUCUAGUAAAUUCUAUAAAAUUGAUUUGCGCCGGUGUGUACGAUUGUGAGAAGUCGUCGACCACACGAUUAUUUCGAAUCAGCCGGCACGCGUGUUGGAAGAUUGCUCAGUUCGAACGAGAUUCUCUACUGCGUAUAUAUCUGCGAACACAUCCUAUUUUCGUAAAUCAGAAUGGUCGAGGUAGAUUUGUCUCCCGCACAGGAUCGCGGCGUGUUGAAGGAAAUUAUCAAGGAAGGAGAAGGAAAUUUGACUCCUACGAGUGGUUGCAGAGUAAAGGUCCACUACACUGGUACUCUGCUGGACGGCACAAAGUUUGACUCCAGUAGAGACAAGGAUAAGCCAUUCAAAUUUAAUCUCGGAAAUAACAGUGUCAUCAAAGGAUGGGACAUCGGCGUCGCUACCAUGAAGAAGGGCGAGAUCGCUAUGCUGACCUGUGCUCCUGAUUAUGCCUAUGGCGAGAAUGGUAGUCCACCAUUGAUUCCAGCUGAUGCUACGUUGAAGUUUGAAAUUGAAUUGCUUGAUUGGUCUGGAGAAGAUCUAUCUCCGAAUAAAGAUAAAGGUAUUGAGAGAUUCCAAAUUGUUGCCGGUCAAAGCUAUGCUCAUCCAGAGGAAGGUAGUACUGUAAAAAUACACUUGACUGGAAAAUAUAAUGAUGAAGUAUUUGAAGAUAGAGAUGUAGAAUUUGUUCUUGGAGAAGGAGAAGUUGCAGGAAUUAUAGACGGUAUAGAAAUAGCAUUGCAGCGCUUCUUAAAGAGUGAGAAAUCUAGGCUGUUCAUUAGAAGCAAAUAUGCAUUUAAGGAACAAGGAAAUCCGACAUUUAAUAUUCCACCGAAUGCGGACGUAGAAUACGAAGUGGAAUUACAGAACUUCGAGAAGGAGGCAAGUAUAUGGUCAAUGAAAUCACCGGAAAAAAUAGAACAAGCAAAGAUGCAGAAAGAAAAAGGAACGAAGUACUUGACAUCCGAUAAAAUCAAUUUAGCCAUUAAAGUGUACCAGAAAGUUUUCAAGUACUUAAAUGAUGCAUCGAGUUUCGAGGAUGAUCUCAAAGAGGAGAGAGAUAAUCUCGUAAUAGCAACUCACUUAAACCUCGCUCUAUGUUACCUGAAAACCAAUGAAAAUGUUUUGGCUAGAGACGAGUGUGCUAAAGCUUUAGAAUUGGAUUCACAAAAUGAAAAGGCUCUGUUCAGAAGAGGACAAGCGCAUCUUGGGCUUUCAUCGCCUGAAAUUGCUAUUAAUGAUUUCCAGAAGGUUCUAGAAGUACAACCGAAAAAUACGGCCGCGUCUAAACAAAUUUUAAUCUGUAAUUUACUUAUUAAGAAGCAAUUAGCUAAAGAGAAGAAACUUUAUGCGAACAUGUUCGAUAAGUUUGCGCAGGAAGAUAAACAGAAGGAGGAGCAAAAACUGAAGGAACAGCCAGACGUGAUGCGUGGAACUCUAGGAGAAUGGGGACAGGAAGAAAGACCCGGAGGUAGAGACGCGACUGCCUUCGAGAAGGAAAAUCCUAACAUACUUAUGCUCAACGCUAAUGGUUCUGGUGAAUUCAAAAACAUGUAAACAAUGAACUUCUCUCUUUCGUUACACUGCCCCGCGUAACUGCCGAUAAAUUGAGGUCUCGUCAAUCUUUAUUUUCAGUGCCUUCUAAGUACUGCUAUAUAUCUUUAACAAAAAUCGCAUGUGUUAUAAACUGUAUAUUAAAACAUCAAAUGUUUAAUUUUAGCGUGUAGAAUUCAUAUGAGUCGCUAUAUAUAAAAGUUUCUUGUACUUAAUGCACAUGAGCGCAUCAUAAGAAUUAUUUUAAC
Molecule: messenger RNA, 1814 nt
Organism: Trachymyrmex septentrionalis
Lineage: Eukaryota; Metazoa; Arthropoda; Insecta; Hymenoptera; Formicidae
Gene: Fkbp59
Product: peptidyl-prolyl cis-trans isomerase FKBP4-like
Exons: 6
Coding region: 187-1569 (460 amino acids)
Molecular function (GO): protein binding; peptidyl-prolyl cis-trans isomerase activity
Source: RefSeq, a predicted model, not a curated record